AUGCUCAUCUUGAUGAACCAAAGAGCAAUCAGUAGUUGCAUCCCCUUUGUGUAUCAAUCAAAUGAAGGAAUUCAUCAAGAGCUUCAACCUUCCAUCGCUGCAGUCAAGGCGAUGCAGAGUUCAGAAGUUCAUGUUCCUGUUGAUAAUAUGAAUGAUCCUCUGCAAGACAACGUUGUUGCUAUAAGAGAUGAUCAUGAGCCAACCAAUAUGUCAUGUGAUCCUCCUUCAAAUAUUGUAAGUGUUGUAGAUAUUCCUUCCCCAGAUGUUGAUGAUGAAGCCUUGGAAGAAAUCAUGUUUGAAGAUGACAACACAACUGUUGGUGUUCUUCCAAUUCGCACCUCGCUCAACAUUUUUCAGAAUCCUUCCUCCUCAAAAGCUUAUUUCCAUUUUGAACUCUUUUCAUACUUGAAAGCUUCAUAUGAAAAUGUUGAACCUGAGAAAAAUGACUUUGAUCAUCCUCCUCCAGAAAACACAUCCAAAGGACAUCAAGAUUCUCCUCCUCAAGAAGUUACACAUGAUGAUGACAAGAGUAAAGAAGAUGUUGAUCACGUUUCUGAAAGUUCUACUUCGAACACAGGAUCCUUCGAUGAAAAUAUUAUGGAUAUGCUUUGCUUGAUGGAACUUAAAGAUAAUGUUCCUACAGCAAACUCCAAGGUUGACAAGGUCAUUCAGCAAGUAGUAGGCCUUGAGUCAAAACAUUACCUGGUAGUCAAAUCUCUGUCCGAGAGAAAGGAUGUCACUCCAUCCUAA
Molecule: messenger RNA, 750 nt
Organism: Lactuca saligna
Lineage: Eukaryota; Viridiplantae; Streptophyta; Magnoliopsida; Asterales; Asteraceae
Source: the annotation of a GenBank genome assembly